Penicillium antarcticum is the source of this 1617-nucleotide messenger RNA. RefSeq names its product cytochrome P450. Bases 1 to 1617 code for a protein of 538 amino acids. The transcript is spliced from 4 exons. NCBI's taxonomy places the organism in Eukaryota, Fungi, Ascomycota, Eurotiomycetes, Eurotiales, Aspergillaceae. Gene Ontology annotation, molecular function: monooxygenase activity; oxidoreductase activity, acting on paired donors, with incorporation or reduction of molecular oxygen; iron ion binding. The record is from RefSeq and is a predicted model, not a curated record.
AUGUUACCACCGGAGGCAGUAGCUGUUGCGGCGGGAAUAUUGGCUCACCAGCUCAUCUUCAUACAUGGCGAGUGGCAUCUGAAAGGACCAAGAGUAGUCGUCCUUCAUAUCGCCAUCGCAACUAGCCUAUACUCCGCAAGUCUAUUCCUUUGUCCUGACAGUCGCAAGAACAACGUCAAUCGAGUCACAUACUCAGUAAUUUGCUACUAUCUGUCCCUGCCAAGCAGUAUAGGAGUCUACAGAAUAUUCUUUCACCGAUUGAAACAGUUUCCCGGACCAAAACUGGCAGCAUUGACCAAACUCUGGCACGUCUGGAAAUGCCGCGACUCGCGUGGCCAUCUUGUCCUUCAGUCGUGGUAUGAACAGUAUGGAGAGUUCGUUCGAACAGGUCCCGGCGAAAUAACCAUCUUCCACUCUGAAGCCUACGAGGCAAUGGAUGGUGUCCAAAAUCGCAACACCCGAUCCGACUGGUAUGAUCUUCUGCACCCGCGAAUGUCAUCGAUCUUUACCCGCGACAAGAACCUGCAUAAUGAACGGCGGAAGAUGUGGGAGCAGCCUUUGAGCACCAAGUCCCUACAACAAUACCACCGCCGAGUCAUUGAGAAAGUCCACACACUAGAGAAUUUCAUCUCUGCAGAGGACUCAAAGCCAGUCCUAGUAAACGACCUGAUGUACUUCUUCGCAUUCGACUCAAUGGGCGACUUUGCCUUCAGUGAGGACUUCGGUAUGAUGCGGACUAAGCAGUGGCAUACGUCUAUUGCGAUGCUACGAUCAGCUCUUACAUUACUGGGACCCUUCAGUCCGGCUAUUUGGAUUCCGAGGCUUGCGUUUGCUUUUAUACCUGGGGUUUGGAAGGUCAGGCAUUGGUUUCACAUGCUUGAAUUAUGUGAUGAGUGUAUGGCAAGGCGGAUGAAGGAAGUCCUCUCUGAUCGGGAUAUUGCAUCUUGGUUUAUUGAAGACCAUGAAAAGCAUGAAUCAGACCCGACCUGGGCACGAUGGCUAAGUGGUGACACUGCUACACUCGUUGUAGCUGGCAGGUGUGUACCCCUCCAUCCCUUAAAGAAAGACUCUUCUGAUUCAAGAUCAAGUGACACAACAGCCCCCAGCCUAACACACCUAUUCUACUUUCUCGCCCGAUACCCUAACCACGCCCAGAAAAUCCACAAAGAACUACAAGAAAUCAACAUAGAAGAAAUAGCCCUUCUAUCGACCCUCCCCCAUCUAAACGGAACAAUAAACGAAGCAAUGCGUCUCCUGCCAGCCGUGCUAACAUUUAGUUCGAGAGUAACACCACCAGAAGGCUUGAUGAUUGAUGGGAUGUUCAUACCAGCAAACACGAAGAUUUGCGCACCUCGGUAUACAAUUGGUCGACGUACACAUCCCAUCCCAUUUCCAUCCCAUUGUACAAAAGCACAAGCUGACAAAACCCAGGCGUACGAGCUGUGUUGGGCGUCAUUUGGCACUCGCACAGAUCCGUCUUGUCUCUGCUUCUUUGGUAUCGAGGUAUCGGGUGAAAUUUGCGCCCGGAGAAGGGGCUGGGAGGCUGUUGAGAGGAAUAUGAGGGAUCAGCUUACUGCGCAACCAGGGGCUUGUUGGGUUGUUUUUGAGAGAAGGUGA